Sphaeramia orbicularis (orbiculate cardinalfish) is the source of this 2500-nucleotide messenger RNA. It is a transcript of the gene rbm18, whose product is annotated as RNA binding motif protein 18. The transcript is spliced from 6 exons. Gene Ontology annotation, molecular function: RNA binding. The coding region runs from base 221 to 826 and encodes 201 amino acids. Lineage: Eukaryota; Metazoa; Chordata; Actinopteri; Kurtiformes; Apogonidae. The record is from RefSeq and is a predicted model, not a curated record.
GUUACAACAUCAACCAGCGCCUUUGUUGUCAGACUAGUCUAGCAAACGUCUUCGAAAUAGCAAAACACUGAUCAUUUUAUAGAAAGAAAACAUCCUCCAAUUCUCCACAAUGAUUAUUUUUAUAUUUUGACGGUACUCGUUCAUCCCGAGGGUGGGAUUAGUUCGGUUUUGAGUCGGAAGAAGACAGUGUUAUUAAGGAGGAAGCUCGAAAAGAGGAGAGAUGUCAUCUGCAGCAGAGACGGUGGAAAAUGCCUCCAUCAUUUCAGAGAGUGUGGCUCAUGAGGGGAACCGCUUGUGGAUAGGCAACAUCGAUCCCAAAAUUACAGAGUACCACCUUGUGAAGUUGUUGGAGAAGUUUGGUAAGGUCAAACAGUUUGACUUCCUGUUCCACAAGUCUGGGCCUUUAGAGGGACAGCCACGAGGCUACUGCUUUGUCAACUUCAGCACCAGAGAGGAGGCAGAGCGGGCGAUCCAGUGUUUAAAUGGGAAGCUAGCCUUGUCUAAGAAGCUGGUUGUGCGAUGGGCGCACGCACAGGUGAGGAGGUUCGAAGGUUUCCGAAAUGACAAGACGAUGCCUUCGAGCCUGGAACCAUCAUCCAGCGGUGCAUCAGAAGACGGCGCCAUAACAACCAACCACCUCAGUACGAGUGCUAAGAUCCGUGCCAUUGAGGCCAAGCUCCAGAUGAUGGAGGAGAAUCCUGAUGAUGACUACUCAGGCCCGUCGGCGUACGUUUACAACAAACCGCCAGAGAGGAAACGCUGGGAGCCCUACUCUAAAUCACACCACAAUAACCAGAGCAGGCCCUUCCGCAAGUUUAGAAGAUGACCCAUCCUCCUACUCUUAAUAGAGACCCCCUCCCCCUGCACUGCUCCACAGCCACAACCCACACACUCGCACACAAACAGACUAUUUUCCAGAUAUAAUAUGGAAAGAAAUGAGUUGAAGAACCUGUUUAAGUGCACCCAGACUCUUUGGGAGUAAUCACAGCAAUCAUGGACAAAUGCCUUUUUUGGUUCCAGGUUUAUUAUUAGUUAUUUUGUCUAGAAUAUGUCCUGUACCUGACGCCUGUGUCUCAGUCUGCUUUCUCACUGUUGCAGACAUUCAACACAGGUGGAUCAUACAGCUGUGAGUCACAUGAUGCAAAGCUACCGUGAAGACAAAUGUUAUUUUUAAGGAGCCGAAAUGCUAAUAUUGUAUACUUUUUGACAUGUUUUUCUACUUUCAGAUCAUAUUAUUUAAAAGCGAAAUACUUUUGGAAUUUUAAAAGGCCUUUCUCUGCAGCGUUGUUUUCAUUCAAGACUUUGCUGAAGAUUGAGGAAAAAAGAUUUAGAAUAUUUCUGAAUGAAUGAGUGAAACAUUAGGACACAAGCCUCUCAGUGGUAUUUACUGUCAUUUGCAGUAUUUUGUGUUAUCUUGUAUCAGGUUUUUUUUUUUUUUUUUUGAGUCAAUUUUUAUACAGCUGUAGUCCUACUCUUUUACUGACUCUUGUGUGGUGUGUUUUGCCGUUUCCUUUUUCCACAUUGUCUUUAAUUUGUUUUAUUUUGAAUUAAAACAAAUUAUAUCACAUCCACACUGUGGUGUUUUAUGCAAUUUUGUAAAUUGUAUCUAUAUGUUGGUGUUUUUGAGCUGUCAAACUGGAUUUAUAUAUGAAAUGUAUCGUCGUGAUUAACAUCUAAAUACAUUUUGGUUUUGAUUAGUGAAUAUAGUGGUAAACCAUAUACAUUUUAUUAAUGUCAGAUCUAUAUUUAAUUGAAAACUUUAUACAAAUCAAUGCUAUAAAAAAAGGAUUUAAAUGUGUUGCCAAACCAUUGUCAUGUUGAAAUCCUGUUGUUUUUAGGAAUAUUUUUAAUUUGUAUUUUUAAAAACUAAAUUAUAAAGAUUGUUUUCAUCAUAAUAUUCUGACAAUAGUGGAGCACAACACUUGUCAAGCUGAUUUAAGUUUUUUUUUUUUUGUAGCUGGUGUGCGUUGUAAAUUUGUAAAACCACAUUCAAGUCAAAACCAGAAAAUAUGUCGUCGAGAUAAAGUCUUAAAUUCUCAGGAUGAGCAUCUACGGAGCAGAAUAAGAGAUUAAAGAAAAUAACUACAGCCUGGAUACACAAUAAUUGGACCAGAUUAACGAUCUUACAGUAAGGUUUUCUGUGUGUGGGGGAAUAAAACCCAACCUUUUUACAGUAUUCGGCCUUUUUUCAGCUUCUUUCGAUUGCGUUUUAAUGGUCAGUAGUUGAGAUGAACCUCUGUCAUAGCGGCUUCUGCUCAUUCUGCCUGUUUAUCUGUUAAAUUAAAGCCGUGGUUGCAUUUUGACCGUUUCUCCUCUAUGAUGAUGAAUAGACUUUUGUAAGUCGUGGUUUAUUUUGACGGGAUCAUUUGUGGACCACAGGUUUACAGAUCGGACACGGACACACUAAUGAUUGACACAUCGAUCUGAUCUGGUUUGGCCUCUAACACGUCCUGUAAUUAUGAACCCUAAUUUUCUAUAAACGCCCUUCCCUUUGCAUUUG